This is a messenger RNA of Momordica charantia (bitter melon), 719 nucleotides long. RefSeq names its product HVA22-like protein j. The record is from RefSeq and is a predicted model, not a curated record. NCBI's taxonomy places the organism in Eukaryota, Viridiplantae, Streptophyta, Magnoliopsida, Cucurbitales, Cucurbitaceae.
UUUAAAUUAAUAAUAUUUUCCUCGGCCAGAGAAGGAAGACGAAGUCGCUGCUGCAAGAAAAAAACGCUCUUUUCUAAACUUCUUUCUUCAGCUGAUCGAUCUGUUAGAACAAUUGUGUUUCUUCAAGCGAAGAUUCAAAAAUGUUGGGAGACUUGAUGGCUAGAUUCCUCCUGUUGGUGAUUGGGUAUGCAUAUCCAGCGUUUCAGUGCUACAAAUCGGUGGUGAAGACCCAAAUUGAGGUUCAAGAGCUUCAAUAUUGGUGUAAAUUUUGGAUCAUUGUGGCUAUUUUGACAGUGUUUGAGAGGAUUGCUGACACUUUUAUAGGAUGGGUGCCCAUGUAUGGAGAAUUGAAGCUGGCUCUCUUUAUCGCCUUAUGGUAUCCACAGGACAAGGGAUCAGAGUAUGUGUUCGAGGUGUUGUUGCGGCCAUUGGUAGAUGGGCAUGAAAAAGAUAUAGAACAGAUGCUGGUGGACUUGAGAGCCAAGGCCUGGGAUUUGGCCAUUUUCUAUUGGAACAAUUGUACUGAGUUGAGCCAAUCUGCAGCACUCCGACUCUUUAACUACGUUGCUGCUUCUCGAUUAUCUUCUAAAUCGAAACAUACUUAGAUGUUUAUUGGUCAUCACAUUGUCAUUAAAUUUGUGAUAGGUAGGAAAAGGUAAAUGGAUAAAACGAGAUAUAUUUUAUAUAAUUUGAAGAAAUAAAGAGCUGUCAAAUUUUUA